CUGAAGUGAAAAUCACUGAGGGAAAUGAGAGAGAAGGAGAAGAGUCACUUGGGAGUGUUGGAAUAAAUUUACAGAAGAAUGGCAGCUUCUGUCCACCUUCAUUUGGUCAACCCUCCCUUCAGUACAAAGAGAAAGGUAUGAAGAAAUCAGCAAGAGGAUCAGAAAACCUUACAGCAGCCUUUUUGCAGUGCAGUUCUCUCCCUGCUACUGGAGUAACACAGACAGAAACCAUUGAAACUGAUCGACAGCAAGUGGAGAAAGAAAUCCAAAUUCAUACUGGAAAAAAAUGUUGUUUGGAAUGUGGCAAACAAUUCACACACAAAAGUGAUCUUAAUAAGCAUAGGAAGAUUCACACAGGAGAAAAAACAUAUUGUUGUCAUGAAUGUGGUAAGUCGUUCUCAAGCAAAAUAAAUCUUCAGAACCACAUAAGAAUCCACACAGGUGAAAAACCUCAUUGCUGUCCAGAAUGUGGAAAGUCAUGCUCAACGAAAAGCAAUCUUCAGAUCCACAGAAGAAUCCACACAGGAGAAAAACCUCAUUGCUGUCCAGAAUGUAGUAAGUCAUUCUCAACGAAAAGCUAUCUUCAGAACCACGAAAGAAUCCACACAGGAGAAAAACCUCAUUGCUGUUCAGAAUGUGGUAAGUCGUUCGUAAGGAGAAGCUAUCUUCAGAGGCAUAGAAGAAUCCACACAGGAGAAAAACCUCAUUGUUGUCCAGAAUGUGGCAAGUCGUUCUCAUGUAUAAGCGAUCUUCAGAGGCAUAGAAGAAUCCACACAGGAGAAAAACCUCAUUGUUGUCCAGAAUGUGGUAAGUCAUUCUCAUUGAGAAGCAGUCUUCAGAGACACAGAAGAAUCCACACAUGAGUAAAACCUCAUUAUUGCCCAGAACGUGCCGAAAAAUUUUGAAACAAACUCAGUUUUCAAAUGCACACAGAAAUUGAUACUCGAGAGAAACCAUAUUGCUGUUCUCAAUGUGGAAAAAGGUUUUAAACAUAAGCUCUUUUCAAUUAAACACACAAACUCCCACUAAUGUGAAAAUGCAGUAUGUAUUUUCUGAAUAUGGCAAAUGUUAUACAAGUCAGAAAGGUAUUUAUCCACUUGCCAAAAUCCAUACUGAAGACAAAUCACAUUGCUGUUCUGAAUGUGAGAAACAAUUCUUAUAUUUAAGCACACUUCAGUGCCAUAUCAGAACUCAUAAUUGAGAGAAACCUUAUUGUUGUCCUAAAUGUGAUAAGCAGUUCUCACAACAAAGCACCCUAAAGAGACACAUCAGACUUCACACCGGAGAGAAACCUCACCUUUACUUGGAAUGUGGCAAACAAUUCUCCCACCUUACUUCUCUGUAUAAGCAUAAGUCAUACU
Molecule: messenger RNA, 1361 nt
Organism: Polypterus senegalus (gray bichir)
Lineage: Eukaryota; Metazoa; Chordata; Cladistia; Polypteriformes; Polypteridae
Product: gastrula zinc finger protein XlCGF67.1-like
Exons: 2
Coding region: 138-863 (241 amino acids)
Biological process (GO): regulation of transcription by RNA polymerase II
Molecular function (GO): DNA-binding transcription factor activity; RNA polymerase II cis-regulatory region sequence-specific DNA binding
Source: RefSeq, a predicted model, not a curated record